CAUUGCAACUCAUUACACAAUAUUUUUUUUAUUGCCGAUCUUGUGAUUAUUAUCUCAUUUUAUCUUCAUCCUUGUGUCGAAACAGUGAAAAAAAGGGAUGCUGCCACAAUGACCAAGUCAUUGAUAAAGCUGGUGGUUGGGCUUGGGAACUACAGCUUGCCUACAACGAGGCAUAGUGUUGGCAUGUCCGCGUUGAAUAAACUAGCAGACCAUCUCGGAGUGAAGUGGGUAUACGAAAAGCGAUGUUCUGGUUUUAUAGCAAAUUACCUUAGUGAGAAAUUUCAAGUUGUCCUUCUGAAACCAAAGCUUGCGAUGAACAUUAAUGGGAAGAGUAUACUUAAAGCAGUGAAGACCCAUGGUGUGCUUACAGAUAACAUAAUAUUAUUGCAGGACGAUCUUGAUAAACCUGUUGGAAAACUGCGUAUCAAAUUAGAAGGAAGUGCAAGUGGUCAUAAUGGAGUGCGAUCAGCCAUAACUUCUUUGAAAACUGAUAGGCUGAAAAGAUACAAAAUUGGAAUAGGCCGACCUCCUGAUCAAAGUCAAGUCAUCGAAUACGUUUUAGGAGAUUUUCACGCGAAUGAACGACAUUUGGUUGAAGAGACUUUAAAACACUGUGUUGAUUCAUUGUUAGACGAAUUGGAACUUAAAGAUAAAUUAUGCAACGAUAAUGAAGAAGUUGAUGCACAAAAUUGUAACAAGCAGAUGUUUUUUCGAUCAGAAACAAACAGCUUAGAGUGCGAAAAAGAAGUCACAUCAUAGAUUGUUCUUUUUAUAUUUUUGCUACUUUGUCUUGCUUAGAAUAUAUAACAACUGUAGAUAAACGUGUUGUGUUUAUUCUAUGAAUCUGUUUCUUGGUUUUUUUGGUUAAGUAGUUUUUCAACGUGAUGAAGGAAAUUCUUUUGAGAUUUCAAACGCCCCUCUCCCCUCCUUCCCUCCCUUUCCAUGACUUCGUUAACUGCCAAACAUUAAUUCUGCGGCGAAUUCCUUUUCUAGUAUUUUGUAGCUUUUUGUUAAUUCUUGAAUAUUAUCUUUCUUUGUUUGCCUAACCUUUAAAUUUUGUUACCCGUCUUUCAGCCGCAACACUCUUUUUGUUUGUAUUAUUGUACCUAAACAUUUCUAUCGUCUCCAUAGGCCGCGAUUAUUUUUUCUCCCGUUUAUACUUUGCAAACCAAGGAUUUAAACUUUCUGUUUCCCUUAGGACAUUAUUCAUCUUUUAUCUUCUGAGCAGGUUUAAGUCGUCUUUUAUCCCCUGUGCAGUUGUGGGCGAAAGGACAUUACUCGUAUGUUAUCCUCUGAGCAGUCUGGGCGAAAGGGAUCAUUUGUCUUCUAUCCUCUGAGCAGUUUUAGGCGAAAGGACAUUAUUCGCCUUUUAUCUUCUGCCUUUAAUCCUCUAAGAAGUUUUAGGCAAAAGGACAUUAUUCGCCUUUAAUCCUCUGAGAAGUUUUGGGUGAAAGAACGUUAUUCGUCUUUUAUCCUCUAAGAAGUUUUAGGCGAAAGGACAUUAUUUGCCUUUAAUCCUCUAAGAAGUUUUAGGCGAAAGGACAUUAUUCGCCUUUAAUCCUCUAAGAAGUUUUAGGCGAAAGGACAUUAUUCGCCUUUAAUCCUCUAAGAAGUUUUAGGCGAAAGGACAUUAUUCGCCUUUUAUCCUCUGAGCAGUUUAAGGCCAAAGGACAUUUUUCAUCUUUUAUCCUCUGAGCAGUUUUGGGCGAAAGUCACCCUUGUAUGACGUCUUUCCUCUUCUCCGUGCUUUUUUGAAACCCAUGUGUAUAAAAAACGAUUGACACCAUGUAUUGAGUAUCGCGAUAGUAUUUUCGUUGCACUUACAGUAGCCGGUAAUCACACUUUGGGAGUCAAUUAAGGGUUUCACCAAAUUACAAACAUUACUCAAUAAGAGAAUUUCUUAUCCCGGGUGCCACUGUGAUCCCCAAACUCUUCCCACCAACGUCUUUUACUGCUGCCAUUUAACUUGAAUUGAGAGAUAUCAAGUUCGGCUAAGAAAACGCAUCAGCAACCAUUUCUAGCAGAAACUGAAAAGGUACAAUUUGGAAGUGCAGGAAAUUAGGAAUGCGAUUUCCAAAACCAAGUCUUCAAAGAGCUUUGUGAAUGACAAUAUCUCCUGCUAUUUUCUAAAACUGGUCUUACUUCACAGUCAGAAUGCUUUGGCCUGUUUGUUCAAUACAUCACUUGAAACUAACACUUUUCCAGAUUCAUGGAAAUUGGCCAGAGUUACCCCAAUUUUUAAAGAAGGGGACAAAACUGAUAAGUCUAACUAUCGCCCUAUAUCAGUUUUAGCUGUCAUCUCAAGGCUCUUCGAAAGACUUGUGACUAACCAAUUGUACCAGCACAUGAAUGAUAAUGUAUAUUUAUCCCCAGAAUAGUCUAGCUUUCGUAAACUUCACUCUACCGUAACAUGUUUGCUUAAAAACACUGAUGACUGGUAUAAAGGACUAGAUUUGGGGAAGCUAGUGGGAUUAGUUUUUAUUGACCUGAAAAAGGCAUUUGACACGGUUGACCAUGGUAACUAUGCAAAAAGCUGGAGUUUUAUGGUAUUCAGCAACAGCCAUUAGAAUGGUUUGAAUCAGAGUCAGUAUUUCGCUAUUGUUGUUCGGUGUGGGGCUGUUGUGGUCACACCGAAAUCAAACGCUUACAAAAACUACAAAACCGGGCUGCUCGUAUUGUAUCUGGCAGCAGUUUUGAUGCACCGAGCCAACCACUCAUAAAGGAGCUGGGCUGGAUGACCAUAGACGAGCUAAUCGCUAAUGAGUCAAAUAUCAUGGUCUUCAAAUCGAUUCAUGGACUGGCUCUACAAUACAUGUGUGAUCUUUUCACAGAGAAAUCCAAGUUAAAUUCGAAAAACUCCAAAAAUGGACAGAAAUGCUUCUCGUUUAGAGGUGCUAGGUCUUGGAAUGGCCUUUCAGCUGAGUGUAAACAGGCAUCUACCUUGACCAACUUCAACAAAAACCUUGCGAAAUUGUAAAUAGGAGUAAUUGUAAAUUGUAUACUGGAAAUUACCAUUUCGCCUUUCGUUAUAGAUAUUUGUAGUAAAAUUUAACUCAAGUUAAAAUAGGAUUUUUUUAGAUUGUAAAUAUUGAAUUAUAAUUAGCAUAAUUUUUUUUAUAAUAAUUUCUGUAAGUAUUUAAAGUGGAGGGCCCCUUGAAAAUCAGCAUUGCUGAAGGGCUACCCUCAUUAAACAUUUUAAAUAAAAUGAAUGAAAAUGAAAUGAAAUGAAUAGGCCGCCCACCUGAAGUCGACUCAUCGAAUACGUGUAGAAGAUUUUCACACGAAUAAACAACAUUUAGUGAAAGAGACUUUAAAGUACUGAGUUGAAUCAUUGUUAGAUGAUUUUUAACUUAAAGAUAAAUCAUGUAAUUGUAGUAAAGAAGUUAUUGCCCAAAACUUUGAGCUUAAUCAUAACAGCUUAUUAAACAUCCUUUUACUUUGGAACCUGCAGCUUGAAUUCGGUUUCAUACAAAUAAAGGCACGAUCAAAUGUUCCUUACUUGAUUCGUGUCUCGCUUACAACUGCUAUAGAAGAAUUGAAGCAUGCAAAUAUAGCCAACUGAAAACCAACCGAGCUUUCUGUUUUGAAAAUGUCUACAAAAUAUGAAUGCGUUUUGGCUGCAUCACUUCAAAAGUUUGUUCUUAGCGAUCAAAAUGACUUUAGGUGUUUUCAACUGUUGUUAGGUUAUGACUGUGCAUAAAAAUAACUUUGGCUAACUUGGAACAAACAGUGUAUAAUUUGCAACAUUAUUGAGCAGUUUCCUCUUCGAAAAUCAGAGAUAAUAUAUGUUCAUGUUGACCUAUCACACACCUUGUAAUAUAGUAAGAUCUGUCUGACCAUUUGCUCAGUCGAUCAUUGAUUAAAUCUAAUUAUUUAGCACUCUUUCCGAUUCAUAAGGGACAGGCAUAGAUUCGGAACGUGGACCUCUUUGCAUGUUGGAACAUAACACGUUCAAAGACUGUAGUCCACGCGUAGUCUUGAUGUUACAUGUAUGUAUAGGUAUUUUGUAGUUCAAUAAAUUUAGACCGAUGGAUGUAGGAAACCAGCUCGUGUUUUUCAAUAAUGAUGUAUACGGUUUGGUCAAUUUUAGUACAAGAACCACCAGAACGGUUUGUCAUUAGUCAUGGCUACCUUUCUGUCGUACUUCAUAUUAAAGCCUGUUUAUGUCUCUAUCAAUGCGUCAUGUUAUUGCAAUCAAAAUAGUGUGUCACCUGACUUCGUCUUCAACUGUAUGGACGCAUCUCAUCUCGAGCAAGUGCUAGCAUUGAAAUCCUUAUAUGGAAAAAUCGUCAUACUUCAACUAUGCCGGCAGGUACCUCAUGCUUGUUAGCCCAAUGUAGUAUGACUUCACGGACGACAAAACAGGACACUUGCAUUUGUUCCUGUCAUAUUGUUGCUUAAAAGAAGGGGGUAAAGGAGGGUUCUCAGCACGUUACACAAUAAACUGAAAUAGGUUUUCACGACGAAAAUGUGAUAGAGGCUGAAGAACAGCCUCGUAUUUGGAUUUUCAUGUCCGACCAUUUGUCUGGAUUUUCACUUUCGCGUGCUUUCUUUUCAUUCGAAUGUCAUCUAUUCGUAAGGCUUUCCGUUAAUUUAGACAUUUGACAACAAAAAAUUUCACGUUUAAUGUAUUUGAAGUCCUCCUUUAUCACGACAUUGCUAUAGUUAAUCCUUCUUUCUUGGAGGAUAUCUUUACUGAAAAGCACAGUACUUAUGGAUUAAGAAGCUGCCACAAUCUACUACUGCCACAAACAUGCACUAUGUGCUAUGGUUUAGAGACGAUAUCGGUUCUAGGGAGUAGAUUGUGGCAGGCACUCCCCAAUGACAUGAAACAAUCAGAUACCCUCUCCAGCUUUAAAAGGAGAAUAAAAUCUUGGAAAGGAGAGGAAAGCAAUUGUAGACUGUGUAUACCUUUCGUGGCUUAGGUUGGGUUCUUGAACUGAUAAAUGUAUUGUAUUGUAAAUGCCAAAAAAUGCUGAAAAAUUGUUGUAAAAUAUGUAUAUAUGUAUUUAUACUUACUUGUUUCUUAUGUUAGAUAUAUAUGUAUUUUUAUUUUCUAUUUUCAAACAAUUUUUCUUUGUAGUAGGCUUGAAUUAGCUUUUAUUCUGUAGCUAUUUUUAUACGCCUACUUUAAAUAAACAGAUAAAAAUAAUGAUAAUAAUAGUGGCGUUCCGAAGGUUCUUUAUUAUGCAGCAAAGUAAAUUUUUGAACAGGUUCACUAUUACCGACAGACCGAGAUCUCAGAUUCAUGUUUCACCGACAAGCCAACAAGUUAGGGCAGAGCUGUAAUGAAGGGAUUGUCGAAACUUCUCACCACCUAUUUAGUGUUGCCCUGUUUUUUAGUUAGAGAUGUCGAUGUAUGUCGAUGACUUAAAUAAGCUAGCAAAAGAUAUCUAUUGUGCCCAGAUCUGCGUAACUUUUCUUACAAUUAGUUGCUAGCAUGUAGAGUUCCGGCGAGGAUUAUUUCAUUAUAACUACUACCAUGAGUCAUUCAUAUAGCGUAAAUUUAGUGCAAGAGUCACUUUUAUCUUAACUUUUGACCACAUAAGCCUUUGAAAAAUUGACUAAUGAUUACGUUUAGAAAUUAGUGUUGCCGAUUGGUCAAAAACAAGCAGCUAAUGAACCCUUUAUUAUUUUUCCCGCGUUACUUUCAUCCAAAUCUGGAUAUAAAUCAUGUAAAAUUUGCCUACCUUUAGUUAUGCGACGUUAAUAGUCUGAAGAGUGACGCACGAAAAGCAAUUAAGUGUGCCACUUUUUCAAUUUUGCUUGCUAUUUUAAAAGUUAUCGGUUAAGAAACAGAGUGCUUCAGUGCUGUAACUCCUAAGCCUCCAAAAUUGAUGUUGUCUGACCAGAGCUAGUACAAGCGACCUAUCUACACAAGAAAAACGCAACUUGGCAAUUUUCUUUGUUUUUAUAAAGAAUCCUGCUAGAAUUGUUAUUGACACCCAGUACUUUACAUGCUCAUUAACAGUAAAUUAAUCAGAAAAGACAAGGAGUUUGUAUUGCACUUUUUGUCUAUCGAAAAUAUUCUCUAUUCUAACAAUGUAACACAUGAAUUGUUAUUUAGUUUCAAUAUCGGUAUAUCGUUAUAUAUACACAAAAUGCAAUUGAAAUUUAUUCAAUCAACUGCUCAUCCCAUUCUAGCAUAUUGGGAUUAGAAGAAGACCUGUCCAUUUUUGAAAAAAAUAUUUAGAGUUUGAUGUUUUCAACCUUCAAGUUCUUCCUUCUUUGUGAAAGAUUAAGAAUUAGUUUGGUGUCUUUGCCUCUCUUUUCUUUAUCCAAAUAGCACUUUUUUUCUUGAAUCAGCUGAUCCAAUGCUCUUUCUAAUUCUUGGAUUUUGGCUCCAUAAUUAAUAUAACGCUUAAAUCUUUGUUCUUUUUUGUCAUUCUAGAAUUGAUUCAUGGAAUUUCCAACCAACAAAGCAUCUUCUUUGUCAUGAUCAUUUUGACUUCAGGGGGCAAAAAUGGCCUCUAGUAGAAAUGUUUUCUUCAAGAAGAUUUAGAGCAUUUCUUUGACGUGUUCUUGCAAGAAGUUUUCUCCCUGCACCAUCUGCAUGUAUUGUCAUCAAUUGUGCAAUCAAAGGAUUAUUUUUCCUUGUUCUUUGCAAAUCACAAAAUCAUUUGCAGCUAUUUCUUCCAUCUAUUGAGCAAAAUGAACUCCAUUGUAAUGUCUCUUUUGCAUUUUUACAUCCAGGAACUGAAUAUUUUCAUCAGAAGAAGGUGCAUGGGUGAAAGUGGGCAUGCUCUUUAGGUUGUCCUACAGCGAAGCAUUUGCCGCAGUAAAAUGCAUUUGCCACGGCUAUAGCAGAGCCCACAAUUAACAAAACGAUAGCAAUCACUAGCAUCUUUGUGUAAUUUUGUUUGCAAGCUGUGGUCCUUUCAUCUAGUUCUUCAAGGCUAUUGCUUUCCGGGAUGAUUUGCGUAGAACCAAAUUUUAAGAUGUUAGGAGUGUUGCUUACUUUCCUGAAUUUGCACAUUAAAUUUACCUUGCUCCAGAAAAGUUUGAUACAAAAUUGCGUAUACAAACUAUCUUCGUAUCUAGUGUUAGCAAUGAUCGCAAAUCGAUUGUAGAGGCAGUCUACACACAGUACGCUGCUCUCUUUUUUACAACUGGGGGACAAUUGAGUCAUAUUAAGCUAGUUAUCAAAAAUUUCAUCAAUGGACUCCUUUUUCAAUGUCCAUUCAAAUGGAAGCGGUUUCAGAUUUGACAACAACUGCGCAUCCCUACUUUGUGCCGCAAGGUGGAUAAAUAGAUGCAACCUGCCAUUUUGAUCAGGUUGUCGACAUUUAUAUCCCAGGACUCUUUAUAUUACAGGUUAUCAAGCAGAUAACCUGUAAUCUCUAACUGAAGCGUGCUGUGUAACCUCUGUUUGAGUAAUGUCUAGACAUCACGUAUAGAUGAGACUCCCUUGCUUUGACCGAACUCAGCAAGGAGCAUUUUUGUACUUAGAAGAAAGAAGUAGCUUGUAUUUUACCUGUGGGUGCCAGUGGAGGACACUACAAAUUGGUUGUUUGCACCGCCAGAAUCCCACAGUAUCUAUUUCUUAUACACACUCUAGUAUUUUGGUGUAGCAUGACAAACAUUUCUUUUAAGCCUCGCGUGUUAGUUAGCAGUCAAAUGAAUUUAAAACACAAAGUUUAGGUCUCGUGUACGAGGUCAAGUCAUUUAAACCUCAUGGUUAAUCAGACUUUUUGUACCUGAAGUAAGGGACAUAUCAUAUAUCAUAUCAGUUGGCUUCUUUUGUAUGACAAACAGCAAAAUCUGUAGACAGUUCUACACAUAAAUGAUCUAAAGUUGUGGAGAGAUGAAAAGGUUUCAUAAGAUUAGCAGGCAUUCUCCCUUUACUGUUGCUUAAUUGCUCCGAAGUUAUUCCUCGGAGUUUGAUCGGAUAGGCCUAGCGGGUAGUGCAAUCUCAGUAUCUUUCCUAAUAGAUCAUAAAAUAUAACCAUGUCGCGCAAAAGUGUAUAUAAACAGAAGGUCCGAGCACUGAUUCAAGUUCUGUUUCUUCUGUCUUUUUCUGCAUCGAUUUCAGGCUACUAAAGUUAAUCAAAACGUUUUCUAGAGACCCAUUACCUGUUUUAUGAUGUUCUUUAAGAUAGUCGAAAUAGUCUCUCUAUGCUCUACGCUAUGAUUGCUUAUGAUCUGAACUCACCAAUAAGUGACUAAAAUGACAUCAUAUCUAUUUCCAUAUUCGAAGGUGCAAUUGGAAUUUUUGUGAAAUUACUUCCCAACAUACAAUGGCUUGCAUUAUAUAUGAAGGCAUGAAUAGAAAAUGGCAACUCAUGCUUACGAGAUUAAUAUUUCAUUAGAGAUUUUUGUUUCUGGAUGUAAACCUCUGUGCCACCAUGAAUGAUGCACGUUUUGGGACAAUACACAAAGUUUGCUGGCAGGAACGCUUUAAGUACAAGCAACAAAGCUCAAAGCGAGUUUAAUUGAAAAAUAUUCUGGCCGAGUAUGAUCGAAGUUCUUAUCGUUUUGGUUGGUUUGGUCGCAGGCUCACUUCUCGUAGUCCAAGGCUGCGUCAUGCGCCAGUGUUUUUUAGCUGGGCAGCCGAGGGAAUGUGCACAUUUCAAUAAUCAAUUGUUGACUGAGUAAACAGCUACAUGUAGGAGUAUCGAGAGAACAUUCUAGAACAUGAACAUUGACGUAUUGUUGUACAUGCACUCACGUUGUAUAAAGACACAAGUAAGCGAACGCGUUCUUUGCAAGGAGGAUUCAGCAGAUGGAAUGGACGCCGUCUUGGCGUUCCAAAGUGUUGAUGCUUUCAAAUGGCAAGCCACACUCACUGCAACACCAUAUCUACCCGAUGUUAAAGGAAAUGCAGUGAAAACUUGAAAGAUAAUCAAGGUAAAGAAUGAAACAUUUCAUUUACUGGAUCAGCACCUGCAAGAAGAGAACUUAGAAUAUUUAAUCAUUAAUCUACGACACAAGUAGUGACAUUGCAGACCUGGCAAAUAUUUCCUUCUUCUGAUGCAUUUGGACAAGCUUAUUUGUUGACCAAAUUUGCGGAACAUAACUGUAUCAAUCAUGCCGUUGUACUUUCUACUGGCCGUUGUUGGUGUUUUUGUAGUUUGCACUUGCAUCCAAGCGUAUAUUCUACUUAAAUGUUCCUGUCUAAACAAAAGGGCCUGCACAGUGCCCAACAGAUGCAACCCAAACAACGCAUUUCCGUUGUCUUGAAAAACAACCACAAUAACUCAAUUUAAAAAUGGACACUACUGUAUCGUGUAUAUAGGAUUCAUAAUUUUGUAUUGGUGAUAAUGUUAUUUCUCACAUAUUUUCCUUUCCUAUGGAAAUGUUUACGAAUAUAAAACAUCAAUUCCCUUGACCGAAGAUUAAAGUUUUCACGUAUAAUACUUUAUAAAUGCUAGGCUGAUUUCAAACCUUACUCAAACAUACAAUAUUUCAUAAUGGUAGCUUUGCAUUUCCUAUGAAUGGAGAGGAAAAUUAAUAUGUGUACUUUAUUUAUCAAAUUUAAUCUUAAUUUUCAGAAUUUCUCAUAAUUUGCAUUUGUAUAAUAAGAUUCUCUUUUGGUAUUUUAGAUUGUUGUAAAAAAAGGUUUUUGUAUUUUUUAUGUUCUUGAAUGAUCUCUCGAUCUGAAAUUGAAUGAGUGGCAUAUUAGAAAUUGUUGUUAUCCACCAUUUUGCUAAUAUAUUUAGAUUUUCAUGCAAAAAAUGAAGAAUUGGAUAAAAGCAAUUCGCCAAAGAUAUGGUUAAUCUUGAAAAUUCAGUGACAAAUAUGUCGUAGAAUUUUUGCCAAUACUGCAAUGUACACCUGGAAUUUUCUUCAAAGUUAUUUUGGUUAAACUCAACUUCUAAAAUGCCUCUCGUUCAAAAAAUUGUAGAUUAAUUUUUGGAAUGGCGUUUUCUAUUUUCGCUAUAUAAUACUAGCACAGCGCCUUUAGAAUUUUUUGAUAGCGCUCAAGAACAGUGACUCAAAAAAAUGAAACAUUCUGUAUGGUUUUGUGAUCAUUUUCUUCAUUGUUAGAAAAAUAGAUAUCAUGAUAGGCUUACAAUUGUUUAGAGUUUUGAACAAUUUUGUUGCUAAAAAAAGACACAUCAGAACGAUCAGGCAUGAGGAUAGAAAACGCCUUUUCAAUUAUCAAAGAAUUUAUACCUUAUCAUGACAUGUAUAAUAAGGUGUUGAUUUAAUUGCAUUGCAUACAUUAGUCAUUUUA
Rhopilema esculentum is the source of this 10177-nucleotide messenger RNA. RefSeq names its product putative peptidyl-tRNA hydrolase. NCBI's taxonomy places the organism in Eukaryota, Metazoa, Cnidaria, Scyphozoa, Rhizostomeae, Rhizostomatidae. Gene Ontology annotation, molecular function: peptidyl-tRNA hydrolase activity. The record is from RefSeq and is a predicted model, not a curated record.